AAGUGUGGUUAUUCACCUAACCCCACCUGGCCAACAGGAUGAAUCUUCAAAAUUCACCUUGAGGGUGUCAGGAGAUGCCACAGCUAGUUCACGGGGAUUAGCUGGCGUAGGGAUAGCUCUGAGUACUAGGGCAGAAAAGACAUUGCUUGACUGGAUCCCAGUAGAUAGCCGAAUGUGUGCUGUCCGUCUGAACGGAUCAGUAAGAAGGAGAAAGGACUGCACUACUCGCCGAUGCCUUUUCGUAAUCUCCGCCUACGCCCCCACUGACUGCAGUUCGGAUGAAACGAAGGAUGAGUUCUACCAAAAGCUGUCUAGUUUGGUGAGAAAGGCUAAACGCUCAGAUAUAGUCGUUCUAGCUGGUGACUUCAACGCUCAAGUAGGGAAAUUGUGUCAAUCUGAGAAGGAUGUCGGUGGCACCUAUGGAGUUCCGUGCCAGCGAACCGACAACGGUGACCGUCUCCUACAGUUCUGUUCAGAUAAUCAUUUGUUUCUUGUAAGCACUAACUUUAAACACAAGGAGAGACACUGUUUAACCUGGCGACCCCCAUCAUCAAACCAACGCUGGACACAAAUAGACCACAUAGCAAUAAGCUAUCGUUGGCGUGGGUCGGUAGGAGAUUGUCGCUCCUUCUGGAACACGUGUGUAGAUACCGAUCACGCACUGGUCCGGGCUCGUGUGUGCUUACGACUGAACGGACGUAGGAAACAGCUGGCGGUAAAACCAUUACGCCCCCAGCUCGAUCAGGAAACUAAAUCCCUAUUUGAGGAAGAACUAGCUAAACGCAUAUCUGAAUCGACAGCUGUGCUCACCCUGGAGAAGCCUGGAAGAAUAUUCAGUCAGCUAUAGAUACAGCUGUAAAAGCUGUGAAUAAGACAAAUCCAAAGGUGAGUAAAAACCACUGGAUUUCGACUGCCUCAUCCGAACUGAUAGAUGCUAGAAGACUUAUUCCGGCGAGCUCCGAAUUCAAUGAGGAGCGAAAGCUGCACAAAAGGAAACUUACUAAAAGUCUCCGCAAGGACCGUGAACAGUGGUGGGUGACAAAGGCGAAAGAGAUGGAAAAAGCAUUGGCGAUAGGCAACACUAGGCAACUCUUUAGACUCAUCACAGAAUCGGGCGGGAAAAGGCAAUUCAUAAGUGAGACUAUUUCUGAGAAAAAUGGCUCCUUAAUUAGCUCUCAGGAUAGACGCCUUGAACGCUGGAAAGAACACUUUGAGGAACAAUUUAACUUGCCUACAGCCACACUGAACCUCCCCGCCAUCCACCACGUACCCGAAUGGGAUAUAGACACUGGUCC
Molecule: messenger RNA, 1295 nt
Organism: Trichobilharzia regenti
Lineage: Eukaryota; Metazoa; Platyhelminthes; Trematoda; Strigeidida; Schistosomatidae
Source: the annotation of a GenBank genome assembly